GAGCUGGAAGCAUUUACGGAGGGCAGUUUUAUCCAGCUCACAAUCUCAGAUCAUCUGUUCCUCGGUGGCCAUCCCAACCCAGAUCACCUCUCUGCGCUGAUACCCGACGCUGACCACCUCUCCUCAUACAAAGCUGUGCUCGGACUUACGGGCUGCAUCCAAAUGGUUUCAGUAAAUGGCCGAAUUCUGCGCCUUAUUAAGGAUGCGGUGAACGCCACUAACAUUGGAAACUGUGACGGCCACAGUUGUGCCGCCCAGAAUCCCGUUUGUCACCCAUCUACCGAGUGUCUGCCGCAAGCCAUCAACGUAAAAGCGCUGAAGAAACUACUAUUUGAUGGAUACAGUUAUUUGAAGUUCAUGGACACCAUUUCGCCCUCAUUAGUGAUGAAGGAGAAGUUUACAAUUGAACUGACUCUGGAACCUGGAAUCAUCGCAAAAACAGAAACUAACAACACCAGGCGAAUCCUCCUCUUUCUGCGAGCUAGGAAUGCAGGCGUGACUGUGUACGUGACGCUGUCGGUGACACAGAACUGGUCACUGGAAUUGGAGGCAUUACAGUUUUUCUCCUCAAGACUUCUACAAGCCCCCUCUCUGCAGAUGCCACUUUUUCCGCGCCGACAGGGUUUACGAAAGUCUACCAAACUCAUAGCUCAUAGUGUACGGGCUAUCACGCUCAAAAGGUGGGAACUGAGAGUUUUUCUCGUCCGGUUAUACUUCUUUGACGCAUAA
Messenger RNA from Dibothriocephalus latus, 729 nucleotides. The record is from the annotation of a GenBank genome assembly. NCBI's taxonomy places the organism in Eukaryota, Metazoa, Platyhelminthes, Cestoda, Diphyllobothriidea, Diphyllobothriidae.